Messenger RNA from Chelonus insularis, 6361 nucleotides. It is a transcript of the gene wts, whose product is annotated as serine/threonine-protein kinase warts. The coding region runs from base 814 to 4119 and encodes 1101 amino acids. The transcript has 6 exons. Lineage: Eukaryota; Metazoa; Arthropoda; Insecta; Hymenoptera; Braconidae. The record is from RefSeq and is a predicted model, not a curated record. Gene Ontology annotation, molecular function: protein serine/threonine kinase activity; protein binding; ATP binding. Gene Ontology annotation, biological process: positive regulation of apoptotic process; hippo signaling; peptidyl-serine phosphorylation.
UGAUGGGGUGAGUUUCAUGCUCACCGUAAAUUACGAAAAAGAGUGUCAAGUCGGUGUAGGAAUGUGGCACUUCAAAAUGGCUGCCAGUUACUUUAGUAAUUUACGGCCGUAUCUUUCUUUGUUGUCGCGGGUAUAAUUACGGCCGAGGAUCGUCGAGACGCGGAAUUUUGCUACGAGAAAAAUAGUGGAGGGUGCGUUCUAUGGGAACCACUUGGACGUCUUUUACCCGCUGUGCAAACGUGAAAACGGAAUAUGCUCGAGUGCCAUACACUGGCAUCGCCUUGGCUUUAAAGGGACAUAUUAUCACGAUAAUACACAAUUCUGUGGAUUCUACUUAAUCUGAGUUAAUUUUUAAAUUUAACGAUGACUUUGGACAACUCUAAGCAUAAUUAUUCGAUAUUCAAGUUAUCUGUGAAUAGGUUAGAUGUGUGAAUGCAUUCCUAUUCUCUUGACUGUGAAUUUUGUGGGACAUCAAUAGUGCUUAAUAGUUUAAAGCACAACUCAUUUUUUCAUCAUAAACUUAUGGAUUAUACGAAUACUUCAAAGUGUCGGAAAAAUUCUCUUGGAUAUAUAAUAAAUGAUAAAUUUAAAAUAAUCAAUCAACUUGAGAAUAACAACAAGAAAUUGUAAAUAAAUUUAAUUGUUGGUUAAAAACACAAUUGAAAUUAUUGAAAUAGAGAAAGACUUAUUAAUAAACAGACAUGUCUUCAAAAUACCUAAGCUUGCUUGACUAAAAAACAAUUUCAAUUGUUCUAUAGGUUAAUGCUGCUGUUGGAUUGGAGCUAGGUCCCAGAGGGCCUAGCAUGGGCCACUAUGAACCCAUCUGCUGUCAGCAAGUCAAGCACUCGCGGCUCUGGAUACCACCAAAAAGCUUUAGCUGAGAUUCGUAAUUCUCUACUUCCUUUCGCUAAUAUCGGAGGUACGGGGGAAGUAGGUUCCAGUGCCGCAAGUACAAUUUCCACUCUCUCUACAACUAGUGGAGUGAGUUCAGCUUCAGGACUUAGCGGACUGUCAGGAGCAUCAGGAUCUCUUGUUGAUAAACCUGAACAACGUCAAGCGUUAGCUCAGCUUUUAGCAAUGGGAUAUUCAGAGGAAAUCGGGAUGCGAGCCCUGAAAUUAGCAGGCUGGCGUUUAGAUGCAGCUAUAGAAGUUUUAAAACAAGCUCAAGGUGAACCUCUCAACGGUUUAGGAAAACUUAAUACAAAGUUAAUAAGGAAACCAAGUCUCGAAAGAGAGUUAAGUCUUCAACGAGGAAGUCCAGCAUUAGAUAGUGGCGCUGGUAGUUCUCGAUCGGAUAGUCCAAGAUUGACUGAAUUGAGUCCACAUCCUCAACUAAGUCGUCAAUAUUCACCAAGUAGUUUUGUUGAACGUGAAACACCACCUCCACCGCCACCAAGAUGUAGUUCGACACCACCACCACCUCCUCCACCGCAUGCCCCUUACAGUCAACCAAAUGUACCUACGAAUAUGCAACAGAUGCUCAAACGAAUGUCACCAGCACCUGUAGUACCAUCUCGAGCUCCAGCAGCAACACCAGGAAAUUCUACUACUGUCACAGGAUCUGUGAAUCCUCCACAACGUGGUACGAGUCCUGUUGCUAGUGCUAGCAGUACUUCGAAUGGUAGACAACCUAUGAUUGUUCAAAAUGGUCCACAAGUGCAACAACAAUUAAGUCAACAAAUACAAGCAUUAAGCAUUUAUCAGUCAAAUAAUUCAACAACUAACACGCAAGUUGAACCUCCCCCGCCAUAUCCAAUUGUUCCAUCGUCGACAGCUGGAACAGUUCAACCACCUUCAUACAGUGCAUCGAUGCAAAAUCGACAAAGUCCAACUCAAUCACAAGAUUAUCGGAAAAGUCCAUCUUCAGGUAUUUAUUCAGGGCCAACAUCCGCUGGAUCACCAAGCCCUAUUACAGUAUCAACUGUACCACCUAGUACCCAAGGAUCUAUGGCUAGACCAACACCACUUCAAGCUUGGGGAGCGAGACAAGCGAAGACUCAACCUCCUAUUAUAAUGCAGUCUGUUAAAAGUACCCAGGUUCAAAAGCCUGUUCUUCAAACUGCUAUUGCUCCUACCUCUCCUCAACCAAUCUCUACAUCUAAUACGUCUCCACCACCACCUCCAUCGUAUGCCUCAUCGAUUCAACAAAAACAACAACAACAACAACCUCAACAACCUUUACCACCUGCAUAUCCUCCUGUGAAUAAUCCAACGACUACGGCCAAUCCUACAGCAAUAGGUUUGGGUGUACCAGUUGGUGUUCCUACGACAGAACCUCCAAGUUAUGCGACGACAAUGCAAGCUCUUGCGGUUCAACGCAGUAUGCAUCAUCCCCUUCCGCCACCACCAUAUGGAACACCAACAGAUGAUGCUAUGUCGAUAUCAACAGUAGAAAGCAAUAGUGCUCCUAGAUCAUCCCCUGUAGCUCAUCAUCCACCACUUCAAAGAAAGUACUCACCCGUGGAAAGUUGUCAACAACAUCAUUCAGAUCAUACACCACCACUUCCUCCAACUGCUUCCACAUCAGUGUCUAAUCGAAACAAUAAUAAUAUCAAUAAUAAUAAUAGUAACAAUAACAAUAAUAAUCAUCCACCGUCUCCUGAUAGUGCCAAAGGUGGACCAUAUAAAAUAAAGCAUCAAUCUCCUAUUCCUGAGAGAAAGCAUAUGAGUAAAGAGAAAGAGGAAGAGCGAAGAGAUUGUAAAGUUCGAAAUUACUCUCCUCAAGCGUUUAAAUUUUUUAUGGAGCAACACGUGGAGAAUGUUCUCAAGUCUCAUAAACAACGACUUUAUAGGAGGUUGCAGUUAGAAACGGAAAUGGCGAAAAUAGGCCUUAGUGCUGAAGCACAGUGUCAAAUGAGGAAAAUGUUAUCACAGAAGGAAUCGAAUUAUAUUAGAUUAAAAAGAGCAAAAAUGGACAAGACAAUGUUUACUAAAAUAAAACCGAUUGGUGUUGGUGCAUUUGGUGAAGUGACGCUAGUUAGAAAACUAGAUACUAAUCAGUUUUAUGCUAUGAAAACAUUAAGAAAAGCUGAUGUGCUUAAUCGUAACCAAGUGGCUCAUGUUAAAGCUGAACGAGAUAUUCUCGCUGAAGCUGACAAUGAAUGGGUCGUCAAGCUUUAUUAUUCAUUUCAAGACAAGGAUAAUCUCUAUUUUGUUAUGGAUUAUAUACCAGGUGGUGAUCUCAUGUCAUUGCUCAUCAAGUAUGGUAUUUUUAAAGAACCGUUAGCAAGGUUUUACAUCGCCGAACUUACUUGUGCUGUCGAAAGUGUCCAUAAAAUGGGAUUUAUUCAUCGAGACAUUAAACCAGAUAAUAUUCUUAUUGAUCGUGAUGGACACAUUAAACUUACGGAUUUUGGGCUGUGCACGGGAUUCCGCUGGACUCACAAUUCCAAGUAUUACCAGCAAAAUGGUCAUGGUAAGCAGGAUUCAAUGGACCCAGCUGAUGAUUGGAAUAAUGAGUGUCGUUGUAUUCAACUGAAACCUUUAGAACGAAGACGACACAGAGAACAUCAACGAUGUUUAGCACAUUCUUUAGUUGGAACUCCAAAUUAUAUUGCUCCAGAAGUGUUGCAGCGUACGGGAUACACUCAGUUAUGUGAUUGGUGGAGUGUUGGGGUAAUUUUAUAUGAAAUGUUAGUCGGAUCGCCACCUUUCCUUGCCAAUUCUCCUGCUGAAACGCAGUAUAAGGUUAUAAAUUGGGAAACAACUCUACAUAUUCCAAAGCAGGCUAAUCUUUCGCCUGAAGGCAAGGAUUUAAUCCUUAAGCUGUGUGUAGGUGCGGACCGUCGACUUGGAAAGAAUGCGGAUGAGGUGAAGAGUCAUCCCUUCUUCGAGAGCAUUGACUUUGAGAAGGGCUUACGUCGUCAAGUCGCGCCACACAUACCGCGCAUUCAGUAUCCAACAGACACAAGUAACUUUGACCCCGUGGAUCCAGAUAAACUUCGAAACUCCGAGACUUCAGAUUCGAACAAAUCUGAUGAACUUUUGGACAACGGAAAACCUUUUCAUGGGUUCUUUGAAUUUACGUUUCGUCGAUUUUUUGAUGAUGGUGGUGGAGCUCCUUAUCCUAGUCGAAUAAGUUUGGAUGACAAUGAUAAUCAGGGCCCGGUUUAUGUAUGACAUUAGGCUUAAAACUGGCUCUAAGAGUUACCCUCUUAAAAAAUAUAUGAACGAUGUGUAAAUUACUAUGAAGAAUAACAUCGUUUGUAAGUAGGUACAAAGUGAUUACUGUCUCUCUGACGUUAAUUUUACUCACGUUGCUUUAACGCAUAUGAACUUCUUGUUCAUCUGACAAAGUGAAACAAGAAGAAAAAUUGAAGAAACAAUGGGAAAACUUCUCUGUUAAAGAAUGUGGUGAAAUAAAAAAAUUAAUUAAGUUGAAGUAAAAAGGUAAUUUUAAUGAGGUAACGAAACAUUACUGAGGGAUAAAGAAAAAGCACGUGGAAAACACACAAAUUGAAUAGUGAGUUUAUCAGCAAUUAUUGGACAGACGAAUUAUUACAUCGAAGGAAGAAAGUGCGCGUUUUGUGUGUUUAAGUGAGUACUGUGAUAUUGCCGAUAAUUAGAAUAAUGUGGCUUAUAAAUUACACUCGGUUCUUAUUUAAAUUUUUUUUAUAUAUCAAACGAUGUGCGUAUAAUUAUUGUUAUUAAUUAUUUCAAUCGAUUAAUUAAUUAAAUAGUUCAUUCGUCAAUCAAUCCAUUAAUUAUAUGAACAAUAUUAUCACUGUAUAGAAUCUUUCUAUUUUCGGAUGAAUGUGAUGUGUUCAUCGCGUAAUUAUCAUGCUUUUUAGAUUUUACGCGACUUGUAAUAACCGAUUUAUUUUUAAACAAUAUUAUCGAUUUUCAGCUGGUUUUUGUUUUCUCUCUCAUCAAUAUGAAUUUUAUUUAAAUACCCGCCUACACUGACAAUCAAAUGCGGAAUAUUAGUGCGCAAUACAAUCUUAAUUAAAUGAUUAACUAAUCAUUAAAUAAAAAUAUAAGAUGAGAUUAAUGAAAUGAUGAAUGAUUAAUGAUAAUAAAAAUACUAGUGUUCUAUAGAAAAUUAUUUAAGCCCUGUGCAAACAACGAAACUUAUAUAUACAUACAUAUAUAUAUAUAUAUAUAUUUUCAACAUGUACAAAACGUGUGAUUCAAUUACUAGGAUCAGAAAAAUGAUUCGUAAUGUGUAAUAAAGUGCCUUUACCUCGAAGUAGGCAAAAUAAGCUUUUUAAAAGUUUACAAACCUCAAUUACUCAUCUUUGAUGUGCGUUCAUAUAUCAUAAUUUGUUCGUUAGCUCAUCAAAAUGAAUUAUAUUGAGGGUAGUUUAUAAUAAAACGGAUUGCAAUGUAUGUACCAUGUACAGACGUAUUUGUUUAACUAUUGGUAUUUCUAUAAUUAUUAAUAAUAAUGUCACUAAAAUUAUUAUUAUGAAUAUUAUUAUAAUAAUUUUAUUAUUAAUAUUGCUAUUAUUUUAUUAUUACUAUCAUUAUCAUUAUCAUUACUAUUUUAUUAUCGUAAUUAUUAUCACUACUACUAUUCUUACUACUAUUAUAAAUUUUCCGUUGUAUGUGUGUAAUAUAUUGUUAAACCGGUGCAAAAUCAUAAAACGAAAAGUGCCUUAACAUCUGUUCUCACUUUUCUGAUUUUUUUUUUCUAAUGAAGCAUUACUUAGAUAUUUAAUAAAUGCAAUUCAUCAAAUAUUUUGUCGAUAAAAAUUUACAACAUAAAUUGUAAACUUAACAACGUCAAAGUCAUUUUAAAUUGUUUUUUUUCUUCUUUUUUUUGUCAUUUUUAUUGAUCAUUCGUACCAAAGGAAUUUAGCACGAUUUUCCUGGAGAAAAUUAAUGAGAUGAUCUUGUAUGAAUUUUAGUUAAUUCUUUUUUGUUUUUAUUAACUGUAUCAAUUCAUUCAUCAGAAUUAAUCUUUUAACAGCUAUAUAAUUGUUUUUUUUUUUUAAAUUUCUAAUUCUAUGCAAAAAAGAAGGAUUAUUUAAAGAUUUGAGAAUGAAUUAAGAUCAGUUCAUUUAAAUGAAUUCAAUGCAUUUUUUUUACUUUAUCUAAACAAGAUUUGAGAAAUCAACUCAGCUCAGUUAGACAAAGUCAUACUCAAUUAAUCAAUAGAUGAAUAAGAAAAUUAAAUUAACAAUCAGGUUAUCGAAUAAGAAUAAUGAUAACGUUGAUAAAAAUAUUAUAAUGCAAAAGCAGAUCUGUUUAGUUUUAUGUGCCCUUGAUUGAAUUAUGUAUAGACAAAUUCAAAUUUAACACUUGUACAUUUUGUUAUAUCGUUUAUUUUAUUACCCUUCUUACUCCUUUUAUUAUUAUGCUCCCCGUCCCUCUUUGUAAUUAUUUUAUGAAAUGAAAGAAUCAUAAAAUAUAAACUAGU